Messenger RNA from Daphnia carinata, 2915 nucleotides. RefSeq names its product mitochondrial basic amino acids transporter-like. Gene Ontology annotation, molecular function: high-affinity L-arginine transmembrane transporter activity. The record is from RefSeq and is a predicted model, not a curated record. Gene Ontology annotation, biological process: mitochondrial L-ornithine transmembrane transport. The transcript has 7 exons. Bases 550 to 1893 code for a protein of 447 amino acids. Gene Ontology annotation, cellular component: mitochondrion. NCBI's taxonomy places the organism in Eukaryota, Metazoa, Arthropoda, Branchiopoda, Diplostraca, Daphniidae.
AGGCUAUCUAGCUCUCACUGCCACCAACACGCAUUCUUGCCUUGUCGUCACUCGUGCUUGCUGGUUCAAUUUCUUUCGUUCUCUAGUUUCGCGCGUCGUUGUUGUCAUUUAAGGUCCAACCAUUUGAACUCAAGAGUGUUAAGGUUUUGCCCUAGUAACAGUGUGACAGUGUGGCUUGAUCGUUUCAACCAUUUUCAUUUUGUGGCCCCGUUGUCAAAUCAAGAAUCGUUUCACUCCUCGUUUUGUGAUUCUCUUUCCCGAUCUUUCGUCACAGGUUCUAGCGCUCAUAUGGUGCGUCAAACACAAUGGUGAGAUGGAGAAUCGCGACCCAACACUGACGACCGGCAUUCCGUCCCAGCUGCAGCAGGGAACCUCCUGUAAAAGUCGUCCGUGCCUUCGCUUCAGCCUUUCCUAGAGGAGGUGGUUAUCGUUGCCUCAACUGGCCCAGGCUAGACUGCACAAGGUCAUAAACCGUGCGAGUCGAAUAUCUCGCAGUCGAAGACGGACUAGAAUCGCCAAAACAAAUCUGACAAACCUCUGCUUGUCGUCAUGGCGCUCGAUUUUUUGGCUGGCUGCGUUGGAGGUUGUGCUGGAGUUGCCGUUGGGUACCCACUGGACACUGUCAAGGUCCGAUUGCAGACGCAAGAUGCAAAGCAUCCUACCUAUCGUGGAACAUUUCACUGCCUGCAGACCAUCGUGCAGCAAGAAUCGGUGCGGGGCUUGUUCAAAGGAAUGUCAUCACCGAUGGCCAGCGUCGCCGUGAUCAACGCCAUGAUUUUUGGCGUUUACGGCAACGUUCAGCGUCGACUCAGCGAACCGGAAUCGCUGCGUUCCCACGCUUUGGCCGGAUCCGUGGCCGGACUAGUUCAGAGCUUCGUUUGCAGCCCGAUGGAACUGGUCAAGACCCGCAUCCAAAUCCAAGAACAAGUCUGCACCAACGGUGUCCAACUGUACAAGGGGCCACUGGACUGCGUCCGUCAGAUAUGGCACGGCGAAGGGAUUCGAGGCAUUUUCCGCGGAUUAAACAUCACCAUCGCCCGAGAGAUCCCUGCGUUUGGUCUCUACUUUGCCAGCUACGAGGCCAUGACUCGCCGUAAAGAUUCAAGCAAGCCCCUCGGCACCUUUCACAUGAUGAUGGCAGGCGGGGCAGCCGGAAUUGUUUCUUGGCUCUUCACUUAUCCCAUCGAUUUUCUCAAGUCUCGUCUGCAGGUUGACGGUCUAGUUGGGCAACGUAUUUACAAGGGCAUUGGCGAUUGCAUCAUGAAGACUUAUCAGAACGAAGGCUUUCACGGAUUCUUUCGCGGCAUGCCGACGACGCUGAUUCGCUCAUUCCCCGUCAACGCCGUCACUUUUUCGGUGGUGACGUGGAUUUUGCGCUGUUUCGAGCCGUCGCCUGAGAGUAGCAGCGUCACCUACCAGGAUGCCUCUUCACUGCAAGUGCCGGAAUCGCUGGUCAAUACGACGUCCUUCGCUCACGAUUACCAUCACGUGACGAAUCGAAUGCCUCAGAACGAGUGGCUGGCCGAGUGGAAGCCACUAAUGCCGAUGCUAACGUUGGGCCAUGUCAGUUUGGCUUUUCCGAGCCGCAACUAUGCGGUUCAUUGCGGCUGUAACGAUUGGCUCGGUGAUGCGGUGAGUUCGCUCGUCCACUUGAGCCAAGUGCACAACAUUAGCGCCGCUGCCAACUGUCGGCCAUCAUCGACCAAUGCGGCUAGUACGGUGGUUGAUAAACGGGCUGGCCCGUUGGACAACUGUCGCUGCCGGGAAGCGGAAGAAGAGAAGAAGCGUCAGCCAAUCCACAUAACCGGUGAUUCGUCGUACGCGUCGGCUGCGGCGGCUGCAGUGGCUGUCUGUUCGGCUGUUUGUUGUCCAACUGUGGAUGAAUUGGCUUAGAUUCACAAUCUGAGCGAGCAGUGCUGUUUUGCCUAUAAUGGAACAAGCUUGCUAACAAGCCAGCGAUUGCGAGCAACAGCACAAGUUCGUAGCCGUUUAGCUUCAGUAAAAGUGCAUAGUAAAAGAGAAACGAGUCCCAGCGCAACUCGUUAUUUUUACUUUUCCACUUCUUUUAUUCUCCUUGUCUUGUUAAAACACAAUUCUGCAUGUGGAAGUUUCUCAUUUUUUUUUACACCAAUUUUUACGCAAAUCCCUCAUACCCUUAGCAUACGUACUGGCUUAUGAAAAACAAAAACAAAACAAAACAAAACAAAAAAAUUAAAUAAAAAAACAAAAAAAAAACAUAAAUGUACAUAUACAGUAUAUACGAUGCAUACAAGCGUUACGACGAAAUUUAACUACGUCAAAGGCCACAGAUUUCGUUUGGCCUUGGCGUGACGUGCGUGCAGCGUUUGAAAGUGGCGCAGUGUGCAAGAUGUUUCUUUUUUGUUUGUUUUUUUGUUUUUUUUUCACUUUACUAUAUGCUGGCCCUGUUUUCAUUUCGCAUAUGGUUCGUUAUUUUACUCUUUCUUGUGAAUUGCGUCUCUGUGUUGCCUUAUAUUAUUGUGUAUGCGGGAUCUUUUUUCAAAUUGUUCUUGCCGCCUCGCGGCCCGAUCGUCAGAUGUCAUUGCUCGGGCUGUGAUUUUUCGAAGAAUCUACUUUGACUUUUUCUACCCAGUUCCCGUUGUUCCCUGGUUUCUGACUUGUUCGGCAACUAUCUGUAACUUUCAUUUUUCAUUUUGCAUGAGAUCUAAAUUUAUAAUUGUUAUCAACAUUGUUGGAUGACGAGGGUUUGCAAGUCUUUGGAUCGACUGUAUUUUCUAUUCUAUUUUAACGGUUCCUUCAUUUUCGGUUUAAGACUUUUGUAUUGCCCCCAAUCCAGCUUGAAUCUGUUGCAAAUACCGCCAAUCCAUCUCAUAAAAGCGACUAUAUCUAUUUAGCUUCAUUUAAUAUCUUCGUUGGGUACCGUGUGGUUGGUAUUU